UCGUGUGUCUGUGCAAGUUGUUGUGUCUUUGCAAUGACCACGUGUUGGCCGGAAAUCGUCCAAAACCACCACAACUCUACUUGACCGGAGAGUUUCUGCAGUUCUUUUUAUAACAAUUCCAAGUGGGGAUUUCUUGUUGCUGUUUCCUUAAACCAGAGUGAAAGUUUGAAUUGGUGCAAGCAACACUGCAAAUGGAGCCCUUUUCUGACCAGUUCAUGGAAUUCCACCCGGUCCAUGGAACCAACGUCCAACUGGACUACUCAGGAACUCAGGCCACACGAGUAGAAAGCUUCGCCAACGGAGUUUGUUUCAGCAAACACCCCCUCAAGCCCGGAGAGAUCUUUCUCAUAGAGAUCGAGGAUAAAGAGCUGGGCUGGUGUGGCCACCUUCGGGUCGGUCUGACAGCCCAGGACCCCAGGAGCUUUGACGCAGUGCCUGAAUAUUCCAUUCCAGACUUGACAGACUUGGGGAACAGCUGGGUGUUUGCCAUCACUCGCAACCACAACAAGAUCAUAGAGGAUGCUGAGGUCGCAGAGGAAGGACUGCCUGGGGGUCAGAGGCUGGGGAGGGGAGAGGCAGAAGAAGAUGCAGCCCCCAACAUGAAACCAAAGACUUUCUUCACUGACACUCACCUGUACAUCGACAGCGUUCGAAUCCCCCGAGACAAGCUGGUCGGCCGGAGUCGACCCGGACGUUUCAGUCACAUCUUGGAUGACUUGUACAAGACCAACGCUCUGCCUCCCACAGCCAGACGCAGCAGGAUAGGAGUUCUGUAUGUGCCCAAAGGACAGGACCUGGCUGAUAUGCACAUUGUCAUCAAUGGUGAGGACAUGGGAGCUUCCGCAAAGGGAAUCCCCACCAUCGAGCCUCUCUUCGCUGUGGUGGACGUUUUUGCUGCUACCAAGUGUGUCCGAAUUGUCCAGGUGGAGUACGGGUUCUCUUCUUUGCAGACAUUGUGCAGGAAGACCAUCCAGAAGCACAUCGUCCACCGGAUGGCCCUCGACUGGUUGGAGCUGCCAGAGGCUCUCAAGCACUACUGCAAGUAUGAAUGAAGGACAUUGGCCUACACUAGAGAGAAACAUCAUCUGUGAGCUCUCUCACGGUUUCUACCACGGAAAUGUAUUUAUUUUUAUGAUGUGUUUCAUUUAUUAAAAAAAUACAGCAGAGCGUGUUAUGCUCUUGAUACUUAUUAAAGCUGACAUCAUGUGUUUGAGAUGGCAUCCGCAAAGUAAAAUAAAUUCAGUGAUUGUAA
This is a messenger RNA of Stegastes partitus (bicolor damselfish), 1252 nucleotides long. It is a transcript of the gene neurl2, whose product is annotated as neuralized E3 ubiquitin protein ligase 2. NCBI's taxonomy places the organism in Eukaryota, Metazoa, Chordata, Actinopteri, Pomacentridae. Bases 192 to 1052 code for a protein of 286 amino acids. Gene Ontology annotation, biological process: intracellular signal transduction. The transcript has 2 exons. Gene Ontology annotation, molecular function: ubiquitin protein ligase activity. The record is from RefSeq and is a predicted model, not a curated record.